AUGCCAACACGGACUGUAACAACACGAUCGGGUCCUAACGUGCGCGUGUCAAGGAUUCAGUGUUGUGAGAAUGACAUCAACGAGUGCCAACAUACAAAAUGUCCACAUAAAAACAUGCACUGCGUAAACAGUGUUGGGUCUUACACGUGUAAGUGUAACGCGGGCUGGACGGGUGAUCAUUGUGAUACUGACGUGAAUGAAUGCCAACAUAACCCCUGUGAACACGGAGGCACGUGUAACAACACGAUCGGGUCCUACACGUGCUCGUGUCACGGAGGAUACAACGGACAUAACUGUAACAGUGAUGUGAACGAGUGUCACCAUCAAAAUCCAUGCCAACACGGAGGCACGUGUAACAACACGAUCGGGUCCUACACGUGCGCGUGUCAAGGAUUCAGUGGACACAAUUGUGAGAAUGACAUCAACGAGUGCCAACAUACAAAAUGUCCACAUAAAAACAUGCACUGCGUAAACAGUGUUGGGUCUUACACGUGUAAGUGUAACGCGGGCUGGACGGGUGAUCAUUGUGAUACUGACGUGAAUGAAUGCCAACAUAACCCCUGUGAACACGGAGGCACGUGUAACAACACGAUCGGGUCCUACACGUGCUCGUGUCACGGAGGAUACAACGGACAUAACUGUAACAGUGAUGUGAACGAGUGUCACCAUCAAAAUCCAUGCCAACACGGAGGCACGUGUAACAACACGAUCGGGUCCUACACGUGCGCGUGUCAAGGAUUCAGUGGACACAAUUGUGAGAAUGACAUCAACGAGUGCCAACAUACAAAAUGUCCACAUAAAAACAUGCACUGCGUAAACAGUGUUGGGUCUUACACGUGCUACAAGUGUCACUGUACGACAGGUUGGAAUGGUAACACAUGUGCUGAGGAUAUAGACGAAUGUACCUUACAUCACCCCUGUCAAAACAAUGGCUCAUGCACAAACACAAAGGGUGGUUAUAAUUGUAAUUGUACAAAAUACUGGUCUGGUACAAACUGUUCGGUAGACGUCGAUGAAUGUAAGAGUAAUAAUGUAUGUCAUAACGGCGGAACGUGUUCCAAUAGUGACGGUGACUUCUCGUGUUCUUGUGUAAAAGGUUGGACAGGAAAAACGUGUGACAGUGACUUGAAUGAAUGUUCUAACAAAACCAUAUGUCAUCAUGGAGGGGAGUGUAUCAACAGCCAGGGUAGCUUCAGUUGUAAUUGUACUGACGGCUGGACAGGGGAUCUGUGUCGGACAGACGUAGACGAGUGUCAAAAUCAUCCUUGUCAAAAUAGCGGUAAUUGCACAAAUACCAACGGCAGCUUCAGUUGUCAAUGCUCUCACGGCUGGACAGGCCAACUUUGUGAUACUGACAUUAAUGAAUGUCAACAUAACCCUUGUUUAAAUGGAGGCACGUGUCACAACAUUAACGGUAAUUACACGUGUCAUUGUACAACGGGAUGGACCGGCUGGAGUUGUGAUAAGGAUGUCAACGAAUGUGUAAUGAAACCAAACGUUUGCAGAAAUAACGGCACUUGUCACAAUAAAGAUGGCGGUUAUAAUUGUUCCUGUUUGUCUGGAUGGAGGGGAGAUAAUUGUUCAUCUGAUGUGAAUGAAUGUAAUGAAAACGUGUGUAAGAACAACGCGACAUGUAACAAUAUUGACGGUGGAUACAGGUGUGAGUGUUCUCGGGGUUGGCAUGGAAACACAUGUGCUGAUGAUAUAGACGAAUGCACCUUACAUCACCCCUGCCAAAACAAUGGCUCAUGCACAAACACAAAGGGUGGUUAUAAUUGUAAUUGUACAAAAUACUGGUUUGGUACAAACUGUUCGGUAGACGUCGAUGAAUGUAAGAGUAAUAAUGUAUGUCAUAACGGCGGAACGUGUUCCAAUAGUGACGGUGACUUCUCGUGUUCUUGUGUAAAAGGUUGGACAGGAAAAACGUGUGACAGUGACGUGAAUGAAUGUUCUAACAAAACCAUAUGUCAUCAUGGAGGGGAGUGUAUCAACAGCCAGGGUAGCUUCAGAUGUAAUUGUACUGACGGCUGGACAGGGGAUCUGUGUCGGACAGACGUAGACGAGUGUCAAAAUCAUCCUUGUCAAAAUAGCGGUAAUUGCACAAAUACCAACGGCAGCUUCAGUUGUCAAUGCUCUCACGGCUGGACAGGCCAACUUUGUGAUACUGACAUUAAUGAAUGUCAACAUAACCCUUGUUUAAAUGGAGGCACGUGUCACAACAUUAACGGUAAUUACACGUGUCAUUGUACAACGGGAUGGACCGGCUGGAGUUGUGAUAAGGAUGUCAACGAAUGUGUAAUGAAACCAAACGUUUGUAGAAAUAACGGCACUUGUCACAAUAAAGAUGGCGGUUAUAAUUGUUCCUGUUUGUCUGGAUGGAGGGGAGAUAAUUGUUCAUCUGAUGUGAAUGAAUGUAAUGAAAACGUGUGUAAGAACAACGCGACAUGUAACAAUAUUGACGGUGGAUACAGGUGUGAGUGUUCUCGGGGUUGGCAUGGAAACACAUGUGCUGAUGAUAUAGACGAAUGCACCUUACAUCACCCCUGCCAAAACAAUGGCUCAUGCACAAACACAAAGGGUGGUUAUAAUUGUAAUUGUACAAAAUACUGGUCUGGUACAAACUGUUCGGUAGACGUCGAUGAAUGUAAGAGUAAUAAUGUAUGUCAUAACGGCGGAACGUGUUCCAAUAGUGACGGUGACUUCUCGUGUUCUUGUGUAAAAGGUUGGACAGGAAACACUUGUGACAGUGACGUGGACGAAUGUUCUAACAAAACCAUAUGUCAUCAUGGAGGGGAGUGUAUCAACAGCCAGGGCAGCUUCAGAUGUAAUUGUACUGACGGCUGGACAGGGGAUCUGUGUCGGACAGACGUAGACGAGUGUCAAAAUCAUCCUUGUCAAAAUAGCGGUAAUUGCACAAAUACCAACGGCAGCUUCAGUUGUCAAUGCUCUCACGGCUGGACAGGCCAACUUUGUAAUACUGACAUUAAUGAAUGUCAACAUAACCCUUGUUUAAAUGGAGGCACGUGUCACAACAUUAACGGUAAUUACACGUGUCAUUGUACAACGGGAUGGACCGGCUGGAGUUGUGAUAAGGAUGUCAACGAAUGUGUAAUGAAACCAAACGUUUGCAGAAAUAACGGCACUUGUCACAAUAAAGAUGGCGGUUAUAAUUGUUCCUGUUUGUCUGGAUGGAGGGGAGAUAAUUGUUCAUCUGAUGUGAAUGAAUGUAAUGAAAACGUGUGUAAGAACAACGCGACAUGUAACAAUAUUGACGGUGGAUACAGGUGUGAGUGUUCUCGGGGUUGGCAUGGAAACACAUGUGCUGAUGAUAUAGACGAAUGCACCUUACAUCACCCCUGCCAAAACAAUGGCUCAUGCACAAACACAAAGGGUGGUUAUAAUUGUAAUUGUACAAAAUACUGGUCUGGUACAAACUGUUCGGUAGACGUCGAUGAAUGUAAGAGUAAUAAUGUAUGUCAUAACGGCGGAACGUGUUCCAAUAGUGACGGUGGCUUCUCGUGUUCUUGUGUAAAAGGUUGGACAGGAAACACUUGUGACAGUGACGUGAAUGAAUGUUCUAACAAAACCAUAUGUCAUCAUGGAGGGGAGUGUAUCAACAGCCAGGGUAGCUUCAGAUGUAAUUGUACUGACGGCUGGACAGGGGAUCUGUGUCGGACAGACGUAGACGAGUGUCAAAAUCAUCCUUGUCAAAAUAGCGGUAAUUGCACAAAUACCAACGGCAGCUUCAGUUGUCAAUGCUCUCACGGCUGGACAGGCCAACUUUGUAAUACUGACAUUAAUGAAUGUCAACAUAACCCUUGUUUAAAUGGAGGCACGUGUCACAACAUUAACGGUAAUUACACGUGUCAUUGUACAACGGGAUGGACCGGCUGGAGUUGUGAUAAGGAUGUCAACGAAUGUGUAAUGAAACCAAACGUUUGCAGAAAUAACGGCACUUGUCACAAUAAAGAUGGCGGUUAUAAUUGUUCCUGUUUGUCUGGAUGGAGGGGAGAUAAUUGUUCAUCUGAUGUGAAUGAAUGUAAUGAAAACGUGUGUAAGAACAACGCGACAUGUAACAAUAUUGACGGUGGAUACAGGUGUGAGUGUUCUCGGGGUUGGCAUGGAAACACAUGUGCUGAUGAUAUAGACGAAUGCACCUUACAUCACCCCUGCCAAAACAAUGGCUCAUGCACAAACACAAAGGGUGGUUAUAAUUGUAAUUGUACAAAAUACUGGUCUGGUACAAACUGUUCGGUAGACGUCGAUGAAUGUAAGAGUAAUAAUGUAUGUCAUAACGGCGGAACGUGUUCCAAUAGUGACGGUGACUUCUCGUGUUCUUGUGUAAAAGGUUGGACAGGAAACACUUGUGACAGUGACGUGAAUGAAUGUUCUAACAAAACCAUAUGUCAUCAUGGAGGGAAAUGUAUCAACAGCCAGGGUAGCUUCAGAUGUAAUUGUACUGACGGCUGGACAGGGGAUCUGUGUCGGACAGACGUAGACGAGUGUCAAAAUCAUCCUUGUCAAAAUAGCGGUAAUUGCACAAAUACCAACGGCAGCUUCAGUUGUCAAUGCUCUCACGGCUGGACAGGCCAACUUUGUGAUACUGACAUUAAUGAAUGUCGAAGUAGUCCGUGCCAUCAUGGUGGCACGUGUCACAACAUUAACGGUAAUUACACGUGUCAUUGUACAACGGGAUGGACCGGCUGGAGUUGUGAUAAGGAUGUCAACGAAUGUGUAAUGAAACCAAACGUUUGUAGAAAUAACGGCACUUGUCACAAUAAAGAUGGCGGUUAUAAUUGUUCCUGUUUGUCUGGAUGGAGGGGAGAUAAUUGUUCAUCUGAUGUGAAUGAAUGUAAUCAACACUUGUGUAAGAACAACGCCACCUGUACCAAUGACGCCGGAGGCUAUAGAUGUCAUUGUAACCAAGGCUGGCAUGGAAGCACGUGUUCUGAGGAUAUAAAUGAAUGUGAAAACAACCCUUGUCAAAACGAGGCUACAUGUAACAACAAUGUCGGAUCUUAUGCGUGCAUGUGUACAGAUGGCUGGUCAGGUCAGCAUUGUGACACGGAUAUAGAUGAAUGUAAAGUCGGAAACAUCUGUUAUCACGGAUCUUGUCACAACACCAAUGGCAGUUUUGCGUGUACAUGUAAUAUUGGCUGGGAUGGACAAAAUUGUACGGAAGAAGUUCAUGAAUCAACUACCCCCGAGUCUGACCAUCUGACAAUACAUAUUCCUGUCGAAACGACGUCAGAACCAAAUCGGCUAACCACAGAAUACGUCAGUUCUAGUAAAAUACCACAGAAAUCAACAGCACAAGCUUCUUCAAUCUCAAUACACACCACAAAUAAGUUAGUCGUUUCCAAACAAUCAUUAAUAAACACCCCUAAACAAGACACAACAUUGCAAUCCAUCACUGUGGAAGAUCGUGUUUCUUCAACCCAUGAAACAAUCACAAACAUUUUAUUUGUGUCCAGUAGCCAUUCAGUAAGCUCAACGACAACAGCAGAUAUGGCCAUGGUAUCCAGCUCACGACAAUUAGUGACCUCAACUACUCGUGACGGUAUUGGUAUUUCAUCCACGUCGUCAAAGAAAGCCAAGCCCACCACUAUAGCUUCUGACCUCUCAAACGCAAGCGCUAACAAGGGGGAUCAGAACUGGACAGCAAAUAACUGGCCAAUCCUUGCCGGUGUUGGAGGCGGGAUGUUACUAGUAAUAAUCUCGGCACUUGUAAUUUACAGGAAACGGAAAAGAAAGAUUAAUGCUCCAACCUAUAUAGACGAGGGUGAUCUACAGCUCCGGGACAGCAUCCGAGACAGUACCGCUGCUUUAGUCUUUGAGAAUACUGUUUACAAUACCAUGGAUAUAUCCCAGGAUGUGGUCAAUGGUGAGGAGAAUGCUUAUUCUGAAAUGAAUGAAAAUGACUGUCGCCUUUAACGCAGCUGUUACCUAGAUGUUGACCAAAGCUUCAACCCUAAAAUAGGUCAUAACACAAGUAUGUUAGCUGGACCAUUGUCAAGAACAAUUUUUACUAUAAUCAAAACAUAGGCUGAUGUUGUCUAGGAUAUGCAAGAAAACAACGCAUGUUGCUACAUAAUUUUAAUGAGAAUGUUUUUCGUGGUUAUUUUAUCCUGUAGAAUGGGUGAUUUUAAUGAGAAUGAUGUUCGCGGUUAUUUCGUACUGUUAAAUGGGUUAUUUAGAGGGAAUGUUGUUCGCGGUAUUUUGUACUGUUAAAUGGGUGAUUUUAGAGGGAAUGUUGUGCUCGGUUAUUUCGUAAUGUUAAAUGGGUGAUUUUAGAGGUAAUGUUGUGCUCGGUUAUUUUGUACUGUUAAAUGGGUGAUUUUAGUGGGAAUGUUGUUCGCGGUUAUUUCGUACUGUUAAAUGGGUGAUUUUAGUGGGAAUGUUGUUCGCGGUUACUUGGUACUGUUAAAUGGGUGAUUUUAGAGGGAAUGUUGUUCGCGGUUACUUGGUACUGUUAAAUGGGUGAUUUUAGUGGGAAUGUUGUUCGCGGAUAUCUCGUACUGUUAAAUGGGUGAUUUUAGAGGGAAUGUUGUUCGCGGUUACUUGGUACUGUUAAAUGGGUGAUUUUAGAGGGAAUGGUGAUCGGUUAUUUCGUGCUGUUAAAUGGGUGAUUUUAGAGGGAAUGUUGUUCUCGGUUAUUUUGUACUGUUAAAUGGGUGAUUUUAGAGGGAAUGUUGUUCGCGGUUAUUUCGUACUGUUAAAUGGGUUAUUUAGAGGGAAUGUUGUUCGCGGUAUUUUGUACUGUUAAAUGGGUGAUUUUAGAGGGAAUGUUGUGCUCGGUUAUUUCGUAAUGUUAAAUGGGUGAUUUUAGAGGUAAUGUUGUGCUCGGUUAUUUUGUACUGUUAAAUGGGUGAUUUUAGUGGGAAUGUUGUUCGCGGUUAUUUCGUACUGUUAAAUGGGUGAUUUUAGUGGGAAUGUUGUUCGCGGUUACUUGGUACUGUUAAAUGGGUGAUUUUAGAGGGAAUGUUGUUCGCGGUUACUUGGUACUGUUAAAUGGGUGAUUUUAGUGGAAAUGUUGUUCGCGGAUAUCUCGUACUGUUAAAUGGGUGAUUUUAGAGGGAAUGUUGUUCGCGGUUACUUGGUACUGUUAAAUGGGUGAUUUUAGAGGGAAUGGUGCUCGGUUAUUUCGUGCUGUUAAAUGGGUGAUUUUAGAGGGAAUGUUGUUCUCGGUUAUUUUGUACUGUUAAAUGGGUGAUUUUAGAGGGAAUGUUGUUCGCGGUUAUUUCGUACUGUUGAAUGGGUGAUUUUAGAGGGAAUGUUGUUCGCGGUUACUUGGUACUGUUAAAUGGGUGAUUUUAGAGGGAAUGAUGUUCGCGGUUAUUUUCUACUGUCAAAUGGGUGAUUUUAGUGGCAAUGAUGUUCGCGGUUAUUUUCUACUGUUAAAUGGGUGAUUUUAGUGGGAAUGUAGUUCGCGGUUAUUUUGUACUGUUAAAUGGGUGAUUUUAGAGGGAAUGUUGUGCUUGGUUAUAUUGUACUGUAAAAGUGGUGAUUUUAGAGGGAAUGUUGUUCGCGGUUAUUUUGUACUGUUAAAUGGGUGAUUUUAGAGGGGAUGUUGUGCUUGGUUAUAUUGUACUGUAAAAGUGGUGAUUUUAGAGGGAAUGUUGUUCGCGGUUUAUUUGUACUGUUAAAUGGGUGAUUUUAGAGGGAAUGAUGUUUGCGGUUAUUUUCUACUGUUAAAUGGGUGAUUUUAGUGGGAAUGAUGUUCGCGGUUAUUUUCUACUGUUAAAUGGGUGAUUUUAGUGGGAAUGUUGUUCGCGGUUAUUUUCUACUGUUAAAUGGGUGAUUUUAGUGGGAAUGUUGUUCGCGAUUAUUUUGUAUUGUCAAUUGGGUGAUUUUAGUGGAAUAUUAUUAUUGGUUAUUUUGCCGUUACUCUCCUUUCAUGAAUCUAUGUGUGUUCAUGAAAGGACAAACAGCUCAAUUUAAAUGGAGAUCUAUGACUGGAUACUAAAUAUCAUAAUAUUUAUCAACAAUAUUAAAUGCCAAAAAAUUUUGAAUACCCCUCAAAAUUUAAACUGCGCGAGAAUGUAUGAUUCAAAGUAUAUGCAUUCAUUAAGAUAUGUUAUUAAUUUGAGUGUUGUAUAUCUCUUUUCUUUGUUGAUUUAACACUCUCUACCCCGUCAUCCAUUUUUGUUUUCUAUAUACAACAGAUGUAUAUCUCUUUUCUUUGUUGAUUUAACACUCUCUACCCUGUCAUCCAUUUUUGUUUUCUAUAUACAACAGAUGUAUAUCUCUUUUCUUUAUUGAUUUAACACUCCCUACCCCAUCAUCCAUUUUUGUUUUCUAUAUACAACAGAUGUAUAUCUCUUUUCUUUGUUGUUUUAACACUCCCACUACCAUCAUCCAUUUUUGUUUUCUAUAUACAACAGAUGUAUAUCUCUUUUCUUUGUUGAUUUAACACUCUCUACCCCGUCAUCCAUUUUUGUUUUCUAUAUACAACAGAUGUAUAUCUCUUUUCUUUGUUGAUUUAACACUCCCUACCCCAUCAUCCAUUUUUGUUUUCUAUAUACAACAGAUGUAUAUCUCUUUUCUUUGUUGUUUUAACACUCCCACUACCAUCAUCCAUUUUUGUUUUCUAUAUACAACAGAUGUAUAUCUCUUUUCUUUGUUGAUUUAACACUCUCUACCCCAUCAUCCAUUUUUGUUUUCUAUAUACAACAGAUGUAUAUCUCUUUUCUUUGUGAUUUAACACUCUCUACCCCAUCAUCCAUUUUUGUUUUCUAUAUACAACAGAUGUAUAUCUCUUUUCUUUGUUGUUUUAACACUCCCACUACCAUCAUCCAUUUUUGUUUUCUAUAUACAACAGAUGUAUAUCUCUUUUCUUUAUUGAUUUAACACUCUCUACCCCAUCAUCCAUUUUUGUUUUCUAUAUUCAACAGAUGUUAAGUUUCUAGGCAUACACCCUUAAUUUAUUGUAUUUUGAUGACAAAGUAUUCAACGUUAUAUAAAGUUACUUUAGCGUCUUCUUACUUAAAAACAAUAGUCUAUGUAAAAUAACAUAAGAUGUUAUUGUGACGUAAUCAUGUAUUUCAUGGUAAUUUUUGUAAGAUUUCAAUGAUAAAGAACAUUUUUACAUUGUUUUGUAACAUGUCACAAAGUUAAAAUGUAUGGAUAAGUAUUUGAAUAAGAGAAAGGAUUUGUACGUUACCGAUUUAAUAAACAAAGUUUAAAGUGAAAAUGAUGAAGUCUGUAUUGUGUUGAAAAUAAAAAGAUUUAGUUCGUUAA
Messenger RNA from Ylistrum balloti, 9240 nucleotides. RefSeq names its product neurogenic locus Notch protein-like. The transcript is spliced from 5 exons. Bases 1 to 5934 code for a protein of 1977 amino acids. Gene Ontology annotation, biological process: establishment or maintenance of epithelial cell apical/basal polarity; heterophilic cell-cell adhesion. Gene Ontology annotation, cellular component: protein-containing complex; plasma membrane. The record is from RefSeq and is a predicted model, not a curated record. Lineage: Eukaryota; Metazoa; Mollusca; Bivalvia; Pectinida; Pectinidae. Gene Ontology annotation, molecular function: calcium ion binding.